Molecule: messenger RNA, 2827 nt
Organism: Lutzomyia longipalpis
Lineage: Eukaryota; Metazoa; Arthropoda; Insecta; Diptera; Psychodidae
Product: probable G-protein coupled receptor Mth-like 14
Exons: 4
Coding region: 1104-2705 (533 amino acids)
Molecular function (GO): G protein-coupled receptor activity
Source: RefSeq, a predicted model, not a curated record
AUUCUUUUCAAGGUGUAGAGCAAAUAUUGUAUCUAAUCAAUAGAUUUGUCGUCUAUAUUAUCGACACAAAAGCUGAUUAGAUAAGGCCCCGCGCACAUAUAUCCCACCUUAAAAAGCCAACUCUUUCGGCAGUGCGACAGUGUAAAUUUAACCAAAAGCUCUCCCAUUUCUGCGCGUUUUUCCGCCACAGAAGGAACUACAACUCGAAUAUUUAAAAAAAAAAUUGUUUCUUCCCAAAAGCGGAGUGAAUAAGAAGUAAUAAUUUUUCAUAUUUUUUUCUUUAGUUCCGUGAUUGUCUCUCUCACAAAAAUUUGACUAUUGUGGUUGCAUUAAAAGUUUCGUAAAGUCUCGUGUUUUAUAUUUAGAGAAAAAAAUCAUUCACGUGAGUUUGAAUGUGAAAUAAUUUCAUCACAGAUCAAAGGUCAGAGAGGCCUUGAAGAUUUUCAACUUUCUUCACCCACAAACACCACGAAGAAGAAAUAUUUGCACAGAGAAAAAUCAACGUGUGAAUAAUUUUCUUCACACUUCAAAUUAAAAUUAACAAUUUUUUUUUGAAAGAUUUUAAAAAGUGAAAGGUUUAGUUAAUAAUAAAAAUGUUGGAAAAUGUGGACAAUGCAAUAAAAAAUUGUGAAAAAGAAAUCCUAAUAGAAGCCUAUUUAUAAAAUAAAUAAAAUAGGAAACAUUAAAAGAAUCUCAAUAAUUUUUUAACUUUUAAAGCAACUACACGUUAGUGGAACUAAUUUGUGUGGGAUCAACUAAAAAACACAUCAGACUCAUAUUUGUUCAAUGGCCUAAAGGCGUCGGGUCCCCCUCAAGAAAGCACAAAAAGAGUGAAUAAUUUCUGGUAAAGGAAAAAAACCGUCUCUCUUGACUUUUGUGUGGAAAAAACAGCACUAAAAAUUGAUCAGUUUUUUUUCUCAUUAAUUCCGGUUAACCACCGCGCGUCUGACUCAUUGAUAGUUUUGUGAUUUUUUUUUAAAUACCUACCUAAAUAUGUGGAUUUCCAUUGAUAACAUCAGUGGUGUUGAGUGAGAAAGAGAAAGAGAGAGAGGGAGGGAAAGUGAGAGAAAAAGUGAGAAAAGAAAGGAAAAACUGUGGAAAACAUGACAAACCACCUUCGCUUGAUCAUUGUACUGAUCAUUAAGCAUCUGCUUAGCAUCACUGCGGAAAAUCAAACGGAAGUAGCACCGCUAAAUGUAACAACAGUCAUAAAUCACGGAAACAACGUGCCCACCACGACGGUGUCUGCUGUCCCAAUUGGCGCCCACACGGAGGAAAUUUUGGAAAAUGUCCCACCCACAUGUCACAAUUUAAAGCGUCUGCCAACGCAACCGGAAUUAACAGAAGCAUCAGCAAUACGGAAAUGCUGUCCAGCAAAGGAAAAUUUAAUUCACAACGAUCCAAAGAAUCAUGGCUGCCACGCCACAACGCAACCAUUCAUGCCACCCAUUGUCAAUGCCACCUUCUACGAGGGAUGCAUCGAAGAUGAGGAAACGAGCAGUUUACGGCUACCUGAACGCUACGGGAAUCCCUGUGCGCAGCGUCAGUCAUUCGUGUACAGCAGGCACGACGGGGAUGUGCUGUAUGUGCUGCUAAAUGGAUCACUGCUGGUGGUCAAUGAGAGAUUCGAGUGGAUUGAGAUACGCGAUGAAUACUGCUUGGACACUGAUGACAAUGGCACACUGUCCGCAAUUAUUUGCCCAGACGAAUACGGCAGCUCAACACCCGAGGCUGCUGUUACGCAGGCUCAGCUUGUCUUCCUUGCUAUUUGCAUGCUUAUCUCAAUCCCCUGCCUCCUUGUCACCUCCUUCUUCUACUUCACUGUUGACGACUUACGCACACUCCAUGGGAAAUCCCUGGCCUGCCACUGCCUCUGCUUGGCGCUACGCUUCAUUCUCAUCGCAAUUAUUCAGCUUCAUAUUGCUGGCGAGAGUGACGUCACCUUCUCCAAUUACUUCAUCUACAUGAUCCAGUACUUCAUCCUGGCCGCCUUCUUCUGGCAAUUCGUCAUGUCAGUGGACAUUGUCAUUAAUGUCUGGUACUAUUUGCCAAAGAAUAUCUCACCGAAGGGCACCCUGCGUGGGUGGAUACACUUCGCCAUCUACUCCACCCUCUCAAUGCUCCUGCCCAUUGUCUUCAUUUGCGCCGCAAUGGCACGCCAUGAGCCCGAAACGCCCUACUUCCUCAAAGGUGUCAGCUGGGAUGAGCACUCAAAUCAGAAUUUCUACAUCCUUCCCGUAAUCGUCCUCCUCUGCCUCUGCUUUGGCUGCUUCAUUGGGGCCUACUACGGCUUCCGGCAGCUUAAUGAGCUCAACAUUAUGGUGUGGCUGACAAAGAUGAAGAACACCUUCAACAGGAAACACGAACCAGACACUCACUUCACCAAAUUGUGCACCAAAGAAAUGGAAUACGUUAAACAGUCUGCAAAAGCAACCUUCUACAUGUACUGCAUCCAAGCAAUUUGCUUUAUAUUCGAAAUAAUUUCAUUCUACGCCAAUGGCAACAACAUCAUCCUCAUGUUUGACACCAUAAAUGCCCUCCAGGGACUCCUAAUUCUCACAAUAUUCGUCUGUUUUCCGCACACAUUGAAAAUCAUAAAGAGUUGGUGGAAAGAUCGAGGAUCGCACGUUGUUACGGAAGCAAAUCCAGCCGAAAGUAUACCACUGAGAGAUAUUAAGGGGGAUGCAAGUGAAAAUAAAUAUUAGACUACAACUAGUUUAUUUUUUUAGUUAAUAACGAAUAAUUAAAAAUAAAAUUAUUAUUUAAAUUGCUAGGACAUGAAUUUGAAAUUUUUAAGAAUCUAAAUAUAUAUUUUAAGUAAUUAAAA